UAUCAACUUCUUUAUAACAAAUCUCAUUCCAAUCACAAGAUAUCUCAUUCUAUAUAUAUAUAUAUAUCAUUCUCUUCUAAUUCAUAAACUCUCAAUCACACAAACAAACACAAUGGCAAGCUCUACCAAAAUGCCAAACAACAUCAUUCUUCUCCUCCUUCUUUUCUUAUGUUUAUCAUCAUCAUUCACAACCUCAUUUUCAGCCCAUGUUUGUGAUCCUGAUCGGUAUAAAAAGCUAAGCUUGGACAUGAAGAACUUCCCUUUCUGUGACAUUUCUCAGCCUUAUGCAGUAAGAGUUAAGUCUCUAGUCAAUUCCAUGACGACGCCGGAGAAGGUGGCACAACUCGGCAACAAUGCAGACGGCGUUCCACGUCUCGGCUUACCGAAAUACAACUGGUGGUCAGAGGCUCUUCAUGGCGUCUCCAACGUCGGCGGUGGCUCUUAUUUUGAUUCACAAGUCCCCGGCGCCACUAGCUUUCCGACCCCUAUCACCACCACCUCCUCCUUUAAUGAACUCUUAUGGAAAAACAUCGGCCAGGCGAUAUCGACGGAAGCAAGAGCAAUGUACAACAUGAAUCAUGCAGGGUUGACAUUUUGGAGUCCAAAUAUUAAUGUGGUAAGGGAUCCAAGAUGGGGAAGGAUACUUGAAACACCAGGUGAAGAUCCCUACACAGUUGGUCGUUAUGCAGUGAAUUUUGUAAGAGGGAUGCAAGAUUUGAUAGGGAAUGAAACAAGUAAAGACCCAAACACAAGAAGUCUUAAAGUCUCUACAUGUUGCAAGCAUUAUGCUGCUUAUGAUUUGGAUUCUUGGUCAACUUCUGGUAGCCUUGCCACUGACCGUUUACAUUUCAAUUCUGAUGUGACGGAGCAAGACAUGGUGGAGACUUUUCAAAGGCCUUUUGAAGUGUGUGUGAAAGAGGGGGAUGUUAGUAGUGUCAUGUGUUCUUAUAACAGUGUUAAUGGAAUCCCUGCUUGUGCUGAUCCAAGGCUCAUGAAAGGAACCUUUAGAGAUGAAUGGAAUCUUCAUGGAUACAUAGUUUCAGAUUGUGAUUCCAUUGAGACAAUGGUAGAUGAUCUUCAGUGGAUGAAUGAUGAACCAGAAAAUGCUGUUGCUCAAGUCAUGAGAGCAGGACUGGACUUGGAUUGCAUGACAUUCUAUCAGAAAUAUCUUGGAAACACACUAGCCAAAGGGCUGAUCAAAGAGAAGGACAUGGACAGAGCAUUGAUGAACAAUUACAUGGUUUUAAUGAGGCUUGGAUACUUUGAUAACUUUCCAGAGUUUGCGAACCUCGGCAAAGCAGAUAUAUGUUCACAGGCUAACAUCAAUCUCGCAUUAGACGCGGCAAAGCAAGGGAUUGUUUUGUUGAAGAACAAUAAAACUCAGAAAUCCUUUUUGCCUUUAGAUCCUGUACAAUUCAAGGGCAAGACUAUCGCCGUCGUCGGUCCUCAUGCUAAUGCCACUAAAGUCAUGAUCGGAAACUAUGCAGGCGUACCAUGCCGAUACGUAUCACCAAAAGACGGAAUAGCAAAAUACGCGAAUGUGCAAUACCAAAUGGGGUGUGCAGAUGUGAUGUGCAGGAAUGGGAGCUUAAUUUGGCCAGCAGUAAGAGCUGCAAGAACUGCAGAUGCCACUGUAAUUGUUGUCGGACUCGAUGAGACAAUAGAGAGAGAAGGCUUGGACAGAGAAAAUAUGGAACUCCCUGGAUAUCAGCUUCAAUUCAUCACUCAAGUUGCACAUGUUGCCAGUGGCCCGGUGGUUGUCGUCAUCUUAUCCGCCGGACCAGUUAACAUCCUUUCACUGCAACAAAAUCCAGACAUUGAUUCAAUCCUCUGGGCUGGUUAUCCUGGUCAAGAAGGUGGCCAAGCCAUUGCUGAUGUUAUCUUUGGACAAUACAAUCCUGCUGGAAGAUUGCCAGUGACAUGGUAUCCACCAGAGUAUGUAUGGCAGCUGCCAAUGACUUCAAUGCAAUUCAGGCCAAUUCAGAGUUUAGGAUAUCCAGGAAGGACUUAUAAGUUUUACAGUGGUCCUAGUAUCUAUCCAUUUGGAUAUGGAUUGAGCUACACUCAGUUUCAGUAUACUGUAGUGAAUUCAACCAGCUCAAUUGAUAAGCAACUGGGGACAAUCCAGCAUUGCUACACACUAGAGUACACUAAAUCAGGGGCAGCAGCACCACCUUGCAAUGCAGCCAUUGUUGAUGAUCUUCAAUGUGUGGAUGGAGACCUGAACAUCGUCGUCAAUGUGAAGAAUACAGGCCAAAUAGAUGGAGAUAAUGUGGUAAUGGUUUACUCACAGGCUCCGGCGGGGAUUGCUGGAGUUCCGAUCAAGAAGGUCGUUGGGUUUCAGAAGGUGUUUGUUAAAGCUGGUGCGACGCAGACUGUGACAUUCUCAAUGAACUCAUGUGAGAGUUUGAGCAUCGUGACGGAGUCAGCAUAUGUUGCACUGCCGGCGGGGCAGCACACAAUCAUCGUCGGCACUGAUGGGUCUGCAGACACUGUUAUCAGGACACCCUUGAAAGUUAAUAUCAAUAAGCAGGGUUCAUAGUUUUGGUGUUUUAUAGUUUAGAUUCUAUCAUUCAAACUAGUUGUGCAAUAAGAUAGACGCUUAGAUUUGUUUAGAUGAUGUCCUUCAAAGUUUUGAUUCAGUCUGAAUU
Molecule: messenger RNA, 2651 nt
Organism: Dioscorea cayenensis subsp. rotundata (Guinea yam)
Lineage: Eukaryota; Viridiplantae; Streptophyta; Magnoliopsida; Dioscoreales; Dioscoreaceae
Product: probable beta-D-xylosidase 5
Exons: 7
Coding region: 113-2542 (809 amino acids)
Biological process (GO): xylan catabolic process; arabinan catabolic process
Cellular component (GO): plant-type cell wall
Molecular function (GO): xylan 1,4-beta-xylosidase activity; alpha-L-arabinofuranosidase activity
Source: RefSeq, a predicted model, not a curated record